ACAGAAUGGCCUACUAAAACAACCCGGAAGUAGCUGAAAAUAAGACCUGGAAAUCCCGGAAGUACUUGUGUCUCCACGCUAAUCGAAAUCGUUGGCGCUACGCAGGCGACGUGAGGACUACUACUUGAACGAAAUAUCAGCAAUCAUGAGUCUCUUAACUAAACCCAAGUCCGAAAUGACUCCUGAGGAGCUCCAGAAACGUGAAGAGGAGGAAUUCAACACGGGCCCUCUGUCUGUGCUCACUCAGUCGGUCAAGAACAACACACAAGUCCUCAUUAACUGCCGGAACAAUAAGAAGCUCCUUGGGAGAGUCAAGGCUUUUGACAGGCACUGUAACAUGGUUUUGGAGAAUGUGAAGGAGAUGUGGACGGAGGUUCCCAAGAGUGGCAAAGGAAAGAAGAAGUCCAAGCCUGUGAAUAAGGAUCGCUACAUCUCCAAAAUGUUUCUUAGGGGGGAUUCGGUCAUUGUUGUGCUGAGAAAUCCUCUCAUCACAGGAAAAUGAACUGUUCAGUAGAUCAAGCUGCAGGGUCUGUCGUUUUUGUUUUGUUUUUUUAUAUAUUUUGAUUUUGUUGUUUGAUUUGUCAGUACCCCAAGCAAACUGCUUUGAUUUGCCUACAGAUAGCUUCUGUAUUUUUCAUUUUAAUAAAAAAAACAUUGAUUCAUA
This is a messenger RNA of Doryrhamphus excisus (bluestripe pipefish), 664 nucleotides long. It is a transcript of the gene snrpd2, whose product is annotated as small nuclear ribonucleoprotein D2 polypeptide. NCBI's taxonomy places the organism in Eukaryota, Metazoa, Chordata, Actinopteri, Syngnathiformes, Syngnathidae. Gene Ontology annotation, biological process: RNA splicing. Gene Ontology annotation, cellular component: small nuclear ribonucleoprotein complex. The record is from RefSeq and is a predicted model, not a curated record. Gene Ontology annotation, molecular function: RNA binding.